AUGGGACCGAAAGCCCCUUUUUUGUGGAGUUGCAAGCUGCAACUCCACCCGCUUGCUUCCUCCGAAAAGGCAACAGCACGAAUUCGUGACAAACAGCAGAAGGGAAAGCGAACCGAAAACGGGACUCUCCUUUCGCUCGCGCCCGUUCACACGUUCGCCUCCCUCCAUGCAAUAGAUCUGUCCCCGCGUCUGGCCGCUAUGCUGCUGCCGGUCCUGGCCGGCUUGUUCUUCUCGGCUUGGGGGGCGCCGGCGGGCGCGCAAGACACCCCGCCGGGGAGUCGCUUCGUCUGCACCUCGCUGCCCCUGGACGCCGCCAACCCGGGUUGCCCGCUGCCCUCGGUGCCCAUGGCAGGGGGUGGGCUGCUGCCCCCCGAGGAAGAGCUGAAGGCCACCCUGCUGCAGCUUCGGGAAACCAUCCUGCAGCAGAAAGAGACGAUCGGGAACCAGCGGGAGACCAUCCGCGAGCUGAGCGGCAAGCUGGGCCGGUGCGAGAGUUCCGACGGCAAAGGCGGCCCGUGGAGGAAAGAGCUGGGGAAAAGCAAGGACACCAUGGGGGAUUUGCCCCGCGACCCCGGCAAGAUCGUCGACCAGCUCACCCGGACCAUGCAAGCUCUCAAGGAUCGCUUGGAGAAUCUGGAGCACCAGCUUCGAGGCAACGCGACCGUCGGAGCCUUGCCCAACGACCUAAGAGAGAUGCUUCAGAGGCGGCUUGGAGAACUGGAGCGCCAGCUGCUCAGCAAAGUGUCCGAGCUGGAGAACGAGAAGUGGCUGCUCCAUAACGAGACCUCCACCCACCGGCAGAGGACGGAAGCGGCCUUGAACGCGCUGCUAGAAAGGGUCUCUGAACUGGAGCGGGGUACUAGCGCCUUCAAAGCACCGGAUGAAUUUAAAGUCUCCCUCCCUCUCCGCACCAACUACUUGUACGGGAAGAUCAAGAAGACGUUGCCUGAGCUCUACGCCUUCACCGUCUGCUUAUGGCUGAAAUCCGGCGCCUCCCCUGGAAUUGGGACCCCCUUCUCUUACGCCGUCCCAGGACAAACCAACGAAGUAGUCUUGAUCGAGUGGGGGAACAACCCCAUUGAACUCCUGAUCAAUGACAAGGUGGCUCAGCUCCCUCUCUUCAUCAGCGACGGAAAAUGGCAUCACAUUUGCAUCACCUGGACCACCCGAGAUGGGAUGUGGGAGGCUUUUCAGGAUGGAGAGAAAUUGGGUACUGGAGAAAAUUUAGCCCCUUGGCAUCCAAUUAAACCUGGAGGGGUUUUGAUCCUUGGGCAGGAACAGGACACCGUCGGAGGCAGAUUUGACGCCACUCAAGCAUUCGUUGGAGAAAUGAGCCAGUUCAAUAUCUGGGACAGAGUCUUAAAGCCGGACGAUAUUAUGAAGAUCGCCAAUUGUUCCAUCAACAUGCCGGGCAACAUCAUUCCGUGGGUCGACAAUAACGUGGAUGUGUUUGGUGGUGCCACUAAAUGGCCCGUGGAGAGCUGCGAAGAGCGUCUGCUUGACUUAUAGCCAUGGUCGUUUCCUAUCCAAGUGCCCUCUUUUUAUCAAGACAAUCUUUGAUGCUCUGAGAUCCCUCUUCAUUUCCUUGUAGUGUAAACGUAUCAAUCAUUUAUCAUUUUAUUUUUUUAAACCUUGCUUAGUUAGCUGUGUUGUGUCUGCGCCCCCCGAGCCGGCCCCCCUGCGAAAAAGUGACUUGGAAAGUGAGGGGGAAGGGCCGUCAGGACUUACCUCGGGAGCACCGGCUUCCCUGGCUCAGCUCCAGGAGCCAGAAACAGGCCAGGUGGAAGAGAUAACGAGGCCUCCAUCCCCUGACUCUUUCCCCCCCCAGGCCACGCCUCCAGACCCAGCUGAUGGCAAUCAGGCCUGGCUGGGCUCUAGGUUUCGUAGGCAGGAGAGGCGGGAACAACAGAAGCAGGGGUGGGGCAGGCCUAAGAAGUGCUGAGUCAUGGAGCCACACCCCACAGGAUAUAAAACCAGCGAGGGCUGCUAUGCCUCUUCUUAGCAGGCAAAUCAACUGCUUAACUAGAGCUGAAGUACCGUUUGUUCCUGGGUGACUCAUCGGCAUCAAGGGAGAUUACCGAGUCACUUGGUAGGCGCUCACUAGUUUGCUGCCAGAGCUGAUAGUGCCGGCUAAUUAAGCCAUGGCUCAGAACAAGCUGCCCUCCCCAUGCAGAAUAUACAGUCCCACACCUAGGGUGUAGAUCUCUAGAUAUGUCCACCAAAGUCUUCUUGAGGUCUUCCGAUGGCUGCGUUGCCACGUCCAGUUGUGCUGGGGUCAGCCCUAGUGAUUUAUAAAGGAUGUUCUAAGGCUUAAGCUAGUAUUAGAACAAAGACAUUCUGGCUUGCUCCAAAAAACGAUGGCCAGAAGAAGUCACGUUCAACAGGUGGCCCCGCCCAAGGUGGUUCCUGCGAUGGCCACUCGGGCAGGGGAAUUCUGGGAGAUGAAGUCCACAGACAAGGAGAUGAUCCAGUUUGGAGGGAGAGCAGUGGUGAAAUGUAAAAUUUGUUACUACCGGUUCUGUGGGCAUGGCUUGGUGGGGAGGGGGGGGGAAUGUGACUGGUUGGGCAUGGCCAACUUUUUUUUUUUUUACUUUUAAAAGCAUUUUUUCUACAACCUCUUCGACCAAAGAGGUUGUAAAAAAGUGCUUUUAAAAGCCUCUGGCGAUCAGGCAACUCAGCUGGGAUCACCAGAGGAGCCUUUUAAAAGCAUUUUUUCUACAACCUCUUCGGCAGAAAAAAUGCUUUUAAAAGGCUCUGAUGAUCCCAGCUGAGCCGCGCGAUCAUCAGAGGCUUUUCUUAAAAACUUUUUUUUACUUUUAAAAGCAUUUUUUCGGCUGUUAAAAGAAAAACCUCUGAUGAUCGUGCAGCUCAUCUGGGCCUGGGGUGGGGGCAGGGAUUUUUGCUACCGGUUCUCUGAACCACCUGCCACCAUCGCUACCGGAUCGAGCGGUCUGGUCCGAACCGGGAGCAUUUCAUCGCUGAGGGAGAGGAUUACUAGCUGAAUCUCAUAACAACUGAAAAACAUAAAUGCCCCCCUUCUAUAGAUUUUGUGAGACCAUAGCUUCUCAAAGGGUCAGUUCACUUGUUUUAUAUUUUAAGUUGGUUUUAUUCCUCCAAUUUUUUGGUAAAAGUUCAUCUUUUAAAGGAUGAGGAUUCUAGAACAGGGGUGUCGAAUUCGAUUUCAUUGAGGGCCGCAUCAAGGUUGUGCAGGGGUGGUAUUCAUUUUGCUACCGGUUCGCAAAUGUGAGUGCGCUCCCACGCGCUCUUGCUUCAUUCACGCACGCUACCUCCACACAUGCGCAGGGCCUUCCACGCAUGCGCAGAGCAUCAAAAACGUGGAUAAAUGGGACCUGAUUACAUCCGGGCGGGUGGGCAGAGCCUUCCUCAGCCGCCGCUACUGGUUCAUGCGAACUGGAUAGAACCGGCUGAA
Messenger RNA from Ahaetulla prasina, 3430 nucleotides. RefSeq names its product neuronal pentraxin 2 (gene NPTX2). Bases 1 to 1509 code for a protein of 502 amino acids. NCBI's taxonomy places the organism in Eukaryota, Metazoa, Chordata, Lepidosauria, Squamata, Colubridae. The transcript has 6 exons. The record is from RefSeq and is a predicted model, not a curated record.